AUGCCUAACGUUGCAGAAGCAGAAAGGGCAAAUGAUUCUGGAAAUGGUGAGCACAAAUCCGAGAGAAGGUCUCCUGAAGAGAAUCUACACGGUGCUGUACAGUCUUUCUGCACUCGUGCCUCGGGGGCACCCUUGGGCCCCAAAGGAGAUGGUCAUUAUCCGUGGAGCUGUCCAGUGACCCAUACUCGGGAGAAAAUUUAUGCCAUCUGUUCAGACUAUGCCUUUCUCAACCAGGCAACCUCAAUCUAUAAACCUCCAAAUUCAACCCGCUCUUCUUGUCUUCCUGAUAGUACCUCUUUAUCUGCGGGAAAUAACCCGUCAAGAUACAUUGGCAUCCCAACUAGUACAUCAGAGAUCAUCUACAAUGAAGAAAAUAGCUUGGACAACUUAUCCAAUAGCCUGGGCAAGCUACCUCUCGCAUGGGAAAUUGAUAAGUCUGAAUUUGAUGGGGUGACCACAAAUUUGAAACACAAAUCAGGCAAUGUAAAGAAACAAAUUUGCAAGAAAAAAACUUCAGACAAAAAAGGAAGACAUCAGAGGGAGUGGCCUCAGUAUUCUCCUCUUGAAGAUAUUAAGCAGCGGAAAGUAUUAGAUCUCAGAAGAUGGUUUCUUCGACUUUGUAACUCCCCAGUGUUUGCUGACCUGCUCAUUUCCAGAGCUUCUGGGGCCUUGUCGAAGUUAACUCAUGGAUUGAAAGAUGAAUCACUGGCUUAUAUCUAUCAUUGCCAAAAUCAUUAUUUUUGUCCAAUUGGCUUCGAAGCAACCCCUGUUAAAGCUAAUAAAGCAUUCAGCAGGGGUCCCCUCUCACCACAAGAAGUAGAGUAUUGGAUCUUAAUUGGAGAAUCAAGUAGAAAACAUCCUGCUAUUCACUGUAAAAAGUGGGCAGAUAUUGUUACUGAUCUCAACACUCAAAAUCCAGAAUAUCUAGAUAUCCGACACUUAGAGAGGGGGCUGCAGUAUCGAAAAACAAAGAAGGUUGGGGGAAAUUUGCAUUGCAUCAUAGCAUUCCAGAGACUUAAUUGGCAACGAUUUGGCCUUUGGAACUUUCCAUUUGGAACCAUUAGACAAGAAUCACACCCUCCAACACAUGCCCAGGGAAUAGCUAAAUCUGAGAGUGAAGAUAAUAUCUCCAAGAAGCAGCAUGGGCGCCUGGGCCGGUCUUUCAGUGCUAGUUUCCAUCAGGACUCGGCAUGGAAAAAGAUGUCCAGUAUCCAUGAGAGAAGGAACAGUGGUUACCAGGGUUACAGUGAUUAUGAUGGGAAUGACUGA
Messenger RNA from Puma concolor (puma), 1269 nucleotides. NCBI's taxonomy places the organism in Eukaryota, Metazoa, Chordata, Mammalia, Carnivora, Felidae. The record is from RefSeq and is a predicted model, not a curated record.